This is a messenger RNA of Galendromus occidentalis (western predatory mite), 832 nucleotides long. Its product is annotated as achaete-scute complex protein T3. Bases 83 to 832 code for a protein of 249 amino acids. Gene Ontology annotation, molecular function: RNA polymerase II transcription regulatory region sequence-specific DNA binding; DNA-binding transcription factor activity, RNA polymerase II-specific; protein dimerization activity. The transcript is spliced from 2 exons. Lineage: Eukaryota; Metazoa; Arthropoda; Arachnida; Mesostigmata; Phytoseiidae. Gene Ontology annotation, biological process: regulation of transcription by RNA polymerase II; developmental process. The record is from RefSeq and is a predicted model, not a curated record.
AGGCGACAUCGAAGCAAGAGGUGAACGUGUGCCCUGAUACGGAUGAUAUUCUAGCGUCGCAGAGCUUUCCCGUUAUCUGAGAAUGAACAUGCAGCAGUCUCUGGUGAUGAGUCCAACUUCCGAGGAGGAUUUCUCCUGGGCCCAGACCGAGAGCAUGAGUGGUUUCUGUCCAUCACCCUCUUCGGACGAUUCGCAGUCUUCCCUCUUGGAGAAUGGAGGCAGCGAUAAGGAUGACAAGAAGAAAUCCUCGACCUACAAACACGUGCCACACCGUGAAAAACCUCCGCACUUGGUCGCACGCAGGAACGCGCGGGAGCGUCGGCGCGUUCAGGCCGUGAACGGUGUUUUCGCCAAAUUGCGGAAGUGCGUGCCCAUCGAGAACCGCUCGAAGCGACUUUCGAAAGUGAAAACUCUGCACAAGGCCAUCGAAUACAUCGCGGCCCUUCAGAGACUCCUGGCAGAAUCAGAUCCAGUGACCAAGGAUCGUCAGAACAACAACAAUUCGAACUCCAGUAUCGCCACAACGAUAAUUAGCCACAAUAACGACGACAACAACAACAGCAACAGCGCUGCGCCAAACUCACCAAAUGCCGCGUUCACGCAAAUCGGUGAAGUGAGCUCAACUUCAUCGUUCAAACAGGAGCUUGUGCCUCAAUCCGGAUCGGUACCCUGGAGUUCUCCGACUGACCAGUUCCCAGCCGGACAGGAUUACCCAUAUAUGACCUCGUUCCCGACCUAUAGUGACGGUCACACUUACCAGCAAGAAUCGCAUUACCACUGCGCACCCGUAUACGUGUAUCCUCCAGUCUCGGCGCGGAUUUCGCCGUGUUGA